GCAGUUUCACAGUAUGUUACACAACUGAAUAUCGGUCUAUAUCUUGACGAUCUAAUCGAGCCAUAUUAUAGAUCGCUAUCUUGUGCUCAACUUUUAGUUGCUCUUUUGUGAGUUUUUACUUUAGAAUACUGACAUUUCGACAACAGCUCCCUUAUAGCUGUAGUAACAAUGUUGGUGGCCUUGCUCCUACUGGGUGCAGGAUGUACUAUAACCCUUGCUUCCCCACAUGGAGCAAAUGUGAGACUAGGGACCGCACCUGAUCAGAAUAUCCAGCCGUUUCAAGUCUUGGGAAGCUCACUAGGGGCGGUACCACAAACAGACGAUGUUGACAAACUCAACGAUGGACUUGGCCUGGAGAACGUUGGCCAUAUCAGAAGACGCAGGUUGGCUGACGACAAAAAACUUGACCUUAAGAUGAAAAUGCAAAGGGUCAAGAAAGUGGUGAGCAUGGAUGCUAUCGGCUCCUACAGCCUUUACCGCAGCAAUGACCGCAGGACCUCUUUGAAGGCUUUUGGUUCCACGGAGCUGUGGUACGACGGCAAAGGAUUCGGCCUCAAGAAGCCUGGCUUAGGAGUCCAGUUCACCAUCUACUACUAAUAUGACAUAUAACAUUUCCCCUCAUAUUUGUAACUCCAUAAAUAAAAAUAGAUUAAACACGCA
Homalodisca vitripennis (glassy-winged sharpshooter) is the source of this 660-nucleotide messenger RNA. RefSeq lists its product as uncharacterized. The coding region runs from base 169 to 597 and encodes 142 amino acids. Lineage: Eukaryota; Metazoa; Arthropoda; Insecta; Hemiptera; Cicadellidae. The transcript has 3 exons. The record is from RefSeq and is a predicted model, not a curated record.